GCUGAGGGGCGGGGCCGAAGCGCCGCGUGAGCACGUAGGUCACGUGUUCCUUCCGCAUCCGGGUACUCCGCGGAGGCUUCGGUCAGGUCCCGGUUCCGGUACCGGUUCUGGUCGGUGUUUGUUUCUCCUCUGUCAGGCGGCAGCCGCUUCCCUCAGACCGGCGCCAUGGCGAUGCAAGCGGCCAAACGAGCCAACAUCCGGCUGCCUCCCGAAGUCAAUCGGAUCCUGUACAUCCGGAACCUGCCCUAUAAAAUCACAGCAGAGGAGAUGUAUGAUAUUUUUGGGAAAUAUGGGCCUAUCCGACAAAUCAGGGUUGGCAACACUCCUGAAACCAGAGGCACAGCCUACGUGGUCUAUGAGGACAUCUUUGAUGCCAAAAACGCUUGUGACCACCUGUCAGGAUUCAAUGUCUGCAACAGAUACCUCGUUGUUCUGUACUACAAUGCCAACAGGGCAUUCCAGAAGAUGGACACAAAGAAGAAAGAGGAACAGCUUAAGCUUCUCAAGGAAAAAUAUGGAAUUAACACAGACCCACCAAAAUAAACUGAUCUUUUUGGAAAGCUGCUUUUAAGCCCUGCCAUUGAGUUCUUGAACUAAACACUGGAACUCUCCAUGAAGUACAACUGCUUUUUUAAAGUUUUAUAAACUGUAAUAUGACUCUUUAGAUCUUCACAGUAGAGUUAAAUAAAUGGAAAACAUCAGAAGAUUGGGUUUUCAGAUUAAAUCCCCCUAAGUCAACGUUGCUUCUCCAUGCUGUGAGGGUGAGCUGGCAAAUGCUGUGUCCUGACAGCCCUGUUUCCAGCAGGACCUUUCAAGAUGGGACCAAGCAAGCUGAGAGCUUCACAUUCCUGAGUUGUGCCCUAUCUCCAGGGCAGAUUUAAGCCAAUGAAUCCAAAGAGCUCCAGGGGCUCUGCUUGAGCUGUCUGAAUGGAGGUAAAGUUCUCCCUGCCACAGUGGUUUUUGUGCUUUUUUUUGUUUUUUUAAUAAAAAUAUGUUUUGAUAGUUGAUCACACCUGUCUAUAUUGUACACCUCUGGGAAUGUGUGAAUUUAGGAGCCUAAAUCCAUUGUGGGAUUGUUAGUCUGCUGCUUACUAGAAACAGAGCAAGCCCAAAUUCAUGUUUAUAACAGAAUUUAUUUUACAAACUAUAGAAAAAGAACAGCCUCUUGAAAUGCUCCAGCUGCUAAGGAGAAUUCAGUCAAGGGAUUGAGACAAAGCAGUUAAGCUGCAGGAAAACCAUUUCACUGCUGCAGAGCUGGUGCCAUUGAGGUCUGUGUGAGAUGUCCCAGGUUUGCAGUGAGAGGACAGGAAUGCACCUGAUGCUGCUUGAUGCUGAGCAGAGAGCACCCAGCCACAACCAGACAGCAGAUGGUGGGGGUGUUGUUAGCAAAUACCUGUAAUGUGACUUUUCUACUCGGUGAGCUGUCAUGUAUUUCAUGUACACACAGUUUUAGAUGUACAUACAUGUUUAGGAAAAACAUUAAAAUUUUUUUGCUCUUUUUUUCAGCACUCAUGCUUUGUGAAUAAAAAUAUACAAAGUAUGCAUAGCAUAGCAGUGUCUUUUGGAAGUGGAAAAGAAUUACCUCUGCCUCUGUUCUGAGCCAGCUGGGAGUGUUGGAGUGACCCUGCCCCUCAGGAGCAUUUCUCUGCUUAGAUAUGAUGUUUGAGUCCCUGACCAACGUCCAGCCAGUGCAGAACACAGGCAGAUGCAGACAUGCUCUGCCUGGCAAUUUGUAAUGCAAGUAAAAUUUUUUUCAUUGCAUUAUACUGCCCUAAAGGAUUGUUUCCAUUUGCUUAUGCUUGGAUUUUUGUUGAAAUUGUCACAUAAAGAACCACACUGGCUUUGUGUCCAAUCAGUUAAAAAUAAAAGUGUCUAUAUAGU
This is a messenger RNA of Calypte anna (Anna's hummingbird), 1881 nucleotides long. It is a transcript of the gene SF3B6, whose product is annotated as splicing factor 3b subunit 6. Gene Ontology annotation, cellular component: ribonucleoprotein complex; nucleus; cytoplasm. Lineage: Eukaryota; Metazoa; Chordata; Aves; Apodiformes; Trochilidae. Bases 166 to 543 code for a protein of 125 amino acids. The transcript has 4 exons. Gene Ontology annotation, molecular function: mRNA binding. The record is from RefSeq and is a predicted model, not a curated record.